Chlamydomonas reinhardtii is the source of this 1992-nucleotide messenger RNA. RefSeq lists its product as uncharacterized. Bases 28 to 1224 code for a protein of 398 amino acids. NCBI's taxonomy places the organism in Eukaryota, Viridiplantae, Chlorophyta, Chlorophyceae, Chlamydomonadales, Chlamydomonadaceae. Gene Ontology annotation, molecular function: uroporphyrinogen decarboxylase activity. Gene Ontology annotation, biological process: porphyrin-containing compound biosynthetic process. The transcript is spliced from 8 exons. The record is from RefSeq and is a predicted model, not a curated record.
CUUACAUUGACAAACACAAUUGAUAAGAUGCAGAGCUCCCUGACCCGCCACUCUGCGGCUUCUCGCGCAAGUCAGCCCUUCCAGCAGGGCCGCGCUGCCCCGCGUAGCCGCGCCUGCUCGGUUGCCUGCCGCGCUGCUGCUGGUCAAGAUCCGCUACUUCUGCGUGUGGCGCGUGGUGAAGAUGCGGAGCGCACGCCGGUCUGGCUGAUGCGGCAAGCGGGCCGGUACAUGGCCGCCUUCCGGGAGUACUCUGACAAGUACCCCUUCCGCAUGCGCUCCGAGACUCCCGAAAUCGCCAUUGAGCUGUCGCUUCAGCCACUGCGUGCUUUCCGCCCCGACGGCAUCAUCUUCUUCUCUGAUAUCCUCACGCCCCUGCCUGGCAUGGGCAUUGAGUUUGACAUGGUCAAGGGCAAGGGCCCCGUCAUUGCCAACCCCAUGCGCUCCACUGAGCACCUCAAGCAGCUCACGCCGCUGUCGGACCCCGCCUCCCGGCUGCCGUUCAUCAACACCAUCCUGUCCACUCUACGCAAGGAGGCUGACAGCAACGGUGUGACGCUGCUGGGCUUUAUCGGCACGCCCUGGACCCUGGCUGCCUACUCCAUGGAGGGCAAGGCCGACAAGGACUGCAAGGAGACCAAGAAAAUCAUGUUCCACAACCCCGCGCUACUGCACUCGUUCCUGGACUUCCUGACCGAGCAGCUCAUCGUGUACGCCGGCUACCAGAUUGAGAGCGGCGCGCAGGUGAUCCAGCUGUUCGACAGCUGGGCGCACCACCUGUCGCCGGCUCAGUUUACGGAGUUCUCGCUGCCCUACAUGGAGCGCAUUACUGUGGCGCUCAAGGCCAAGUAUCCGCACGUGCCGGUCAUCAUGCACGCCAACGGCGGAACGGGCAAGCUGGAGCUGAUGCGCGAGUCGGCCGCGGAUGUCAUCGGUCUGGACUGGGCGGUGGACAUGAAGGACGCGCGCCAGCAGCUGGCGGGCAAGCGGGUGCAGGGCAACGUGGACCCCAUGUCGCUGUUCGGCCCCGAGGAGGUCAUCCGCGCCGAGGUGGAGCGCUGCCUGCGUGCCGCCGGGCCACGCGGCCACAUCCUCAACGUGGGGCACGGCGUUGUGCAGGGUACGCCCGAGUCGUCCGUGGCGCUCUUCUGCCAGCUGGCGCGCGAGUCGGGGGCCAUUCACGCAAAGGCUGCCGCCAACGGCGCCCGCCAGCCCGUGCUGGUGUAGAUGCGGAACAGGUUGAGCCAGGGCGGAAGUCGGUAACAUCGUACCUGACGUACGGGAUGGACGUGUUGUCCAUAGGGGCACUGCACGUAUCGUACCUUGCUUACGCGCGUGUGUGACGUGUUUGACGGUUGCGGUGCGUUUAACAAUGAGUGAGGCACGGGCACUUAAAAGGAGAAUGCACGUGAGCUGGACGCCAUAUGGAUAUUCAGUGAAUACGGUAAGAGGUGUCGACGCUGACGGAGUCACGCUGGAUUGCAGGAUUGCAGUGGGCCUGGAUCAGCAGCUGCGUGGUAAGAGAGCGUAUAGCAAUUAUUGGGAUAGAUUUACGGCAGAUGCAUGGAGCAUACCGGACGGACUAUGGUACGGACAGCGCUGAGUCCACCGUGCCUGGGUUUGCGGUUACGGAAGGGAGACGCUGUGCAAUCUGCAGGGUAUCGCUACACUCAAAUACAUGUAGCACUUUUUGAGGUUUUUAUUAACCGAUCAUAAUGAAGCCGCGUGCAAAGGAGCCCCUGCAGAGGACGUCGCGGAUUGAGGACCUCGGGUACCUUGACUUCUGAUAAGUCGUGCAUACAGUACUGUGCAUACUUGAAUAUCUUACAACUUCAUUAGCAUUAGUGAAAGGAACACUCCUGCUUUGUAACAGCAGCAGGGCCCCGACAAAACAGGGCCGGUGCACUGGACCUGCAACGCUAGACCUAAUUGCAUUCACGACUUUCAUACGGUGGGCAACUAAUGCGCUUCAGAGAUAUGCGUUAAUCUUCAGGU